Molecule: messenger RNA, 688 nt
Organism: Drosophila albomicans
Lineage: Eukaryota; Metazoa; Arthropoda; Insecta; Diptera; Drosophilidae
Gene: a5
Product: putative odorant-binding protein A5
Exons: 2
Coding region: 77-622 (181 amino acids)
Source: RefSeq, a predicted model, not a curated record
UUUCCACUUCGGUUUCUUGCUCUGCGUGUUGUGUUUGACUCGGGCCGAGCAGGACGAGUUGAAUGUGCGACGAGUGAUGAAGGAGUUGGAGGUGAUACCCGAUGUCCUCAAGGAGCCGCCCAAGGAACUGCUAAAGUUGAGCUUCGAAAACGAACUGGAGAUUGAGGAGGGCAAAGUUUAUACGCCCACGGAACUGAAAUUCCCGCCGAAACUCGAAUGGAAUGCCGAUCCAGGAACGUUUUACACCAUUGUCAUGUUGAGUCCCGAUGCACCGAGUCGUGAGAAUCCCAUCUAUCGCUCGUGGCUACAUUGGCUGGUUGUCAAUGUGCCCGGCAUCGAUGUGGCCAAGGGUCAAGCGAUUUCUGAAUACUAUGGUCCUUUGCCACCCAAAGACAGCGGUCUGUGUCGCUAUGUGGUGUUGGUCUAUCAGCAAUCGGAGAAAUUGGAUAUUGAGGAAAAGAAAAUGGAUCUGAAAAAUGCCGAGGAUCAUAGCAACUUCGAUGUGGAGCGCUUUACGCAGAAAUACGAUAUGAGUGAUCCAUUGGCUGGCAAUGUUUUCCAGUCCAAGUGGGAUGAUUACGUGCCGGAGCUUAUGAAAAUGUUGUACGAUGUGAGUGAGUGAGGGGAAAGGAGAGAGGAAAAAGAACAAACUUACUAUAUGUGCACAAUAAUUAUUUUGGUAAUGGGU